UUAGGUUCCAGUUUCUCCGUCUGCAAGAAGAAUGUUAAGAUACAUAUCUCUGUAACCAACAGUUUUCUGCAUCUACCUGAUUUCAGAUUAGAAAAAUGAAUAGUUGGUCAUUUCUGUGCAGGAAAUUUCGAGAUUUGUUCCAGUUCACUUGAUACCAUACAUUUUAAAAUCCCGGCAGAAAAAUCCGCGUGUUUUGAUGGAGUUUUCUAAUUGAUGUUUUGGUUGUAAAUUAGGUAGUUAUGGCAUUUUUAUUGCUCGCGGCCAUGCAUUUUGGCUUAGUUAUUACAGAACCUUCUAUGAAGCCCAGCUCUAUCAGCUCAGUGACUGUAUGGCCGAAGACACUAUUUCCCGUUGAAUUAGGUCAAACUGUUACGUGGGUGUUUAGUCCAAUUGGAGGUGCCGAUUAUGAUGUAAACUCGGCCCUCAGUUUUGAAAUUGGUGGUCAAAGGGCUUACCGCGUUCAAAAGGACAAGUGUGGGGGUCCUUUAGAGAAAUAUUUUUCCUGCAUUUACAAACCGCAAAAUGAAAUCUCGGUUACUUUCACAGCAGAUGAAUCCCAUUAUGGACAGCUGCUGCAAGUUUUCUACUAUAAAGAUAUGUAUUCCUUGUGGCUUGCAGAUACACCUGCAAUUUUCACUGAAACUAUUCAGUUGAUUAAGCAACCUACAUUUGUCAAAAUGUCAAUGGAAUUAAAAGAACCAUCUCGCUAUAUUCAUAAUGUACCAACCAAUCUUCGCUUGGACCCCCCAAUAUUCCUUACAGGCUCCAAUGUUCGGAUUGACUGUUCGACUGAUGGGUCGUUACCUCCAGCUCCAAUAAGUUUCAGUAUUGAAUGCCCUCUUCCACCAACGGCUGUUGUUGAGCACGAUCGAGUCACUCAAGCUAAACAAAAUUUAGCCUAUGAAGUUUUCUAUGCAGCUUAUGGUUUUCGUUCACCUCCAACACUAGCCGAGUUAGCUCCAUAUGUUGCACGAAAGAAUGCUGAUCAACUUCUACGUCUUGGUCAUGUUUCAUCCAGUAAAGAUAAUUUAACUUUGACAGCUCGUCUAACCAUUAAUGAAAAGGCACACGAUUGUCAUGUUGUUUGCCGUUUAGGUGGAAAAGAGACACGUCGUAUAUUGACAGUAUACUAUCCAACUACAAUAUCUUAUUUAUUACCACGUCCUCGUGAGGGCUUUAUCUACGUUGGGUCGGAGAUAACGUGCUAUGCAGAUGGACACCCACCGCCUAUGUUGUCGCUCCGUCUUGCACAACCAUUACGUCCACCUAACCCACUUACUGUUGAAGAAAUCGACGCUUUACGUCAGGGUGGUCGACUACCUCCUUUAAUUGAAGAUGACCCUAUAACUAGAGAAUUAACACUUACCAAUGCAGGACUAGAUAUAGUUCCACAGCAAAUCGUACCUUCUCCUCCUGGAACUGAGAGUAAGGAUAGCUCAUCUGUUGCGUCUUCUGGAACACUUCAUCAAGUUCCAGUGGGCCCUGAUAACAAGUGGCUAAAUGGAAACGGAAAAGAACCUUAUGAACGUGCUCACCGUGUUCCUGGGCUUGGCUUAUCCACCGUAGAGAGGCAUCGUCAACUAGGUCUCAGACCUGACGAAUAUAGUAUACAAGGAGCUACAUUUUAUUUAGCACCAAAUGCUACUCCAGGUGUUGAACUCCUUCUGAGUUGUACUGCUCGCAAUGUCCUUCCAGGCGAUACAACAUUCUUGGGACUGAAUGGAACAAUUACUCGUACUCGAUUUGUGGUAGCUGUCUUAUCGCCGACUAGUUGGGCAGUAGCUCUUGGAAUAUGCUUUUGUGUACUACUUAUAUUAUUGAUUAUAUUCGGUGUCAUGUUAUUACAGAAGAGGCAUCAAAAUCAAGCAGCCAGGAAUUCAAGGAGCACAUCAAACGGAGCUAAAAAACCAAAGAAUUAUUCCAAAGAUAUGAUUGCUAAAAAACAACCAGAUGGCGGAGCUUUACUUGGACAAGGUAAUGCGCUGAACAGUUCCGUAACUGGAGUUAGUGGUGUCUAUCCUACUACCACAUUAACUGGGGCUGGACUACCGAAUAACAUUUACAAAGAUGUUCCUGAUUACACUUAUGAUUUGGUUUACGCCCAAUCUCCCAAUGAAAUGUCGUCUAGCACAGUUCCAAAUGUAAAUGAAUUACAAUAUAUGGAAUUGUCUUUCGAUCAUGUUCGUCCUGGUCGCAAUGCUAGUGUCAACUCAAGGAAAGGGCGUAUUGGCACUUCACUUGGUGGUGGUAAUGGUGUUGCUUCGUCUUCAAUGACUCUAUUCGGGACUAGUACACAGCCAGCUCCACACUCACGACCAAUUGUUGCUUCUGUCCCACAAGGUCUAGAUAUUGUUGGAGAUGGGCUUGGCGGUAAUCGUUCGUCCAUUCAUCCUCGUGACGGUUAUUCCUCUGCUUUCGCUGAUCCAACGCAUAGAGAUGAAUCAUCGCAUUACACUGAAAUUGUUGGUUUUAUGCAACCAAAAGCACAUGCUUCUCAGUUGGUUCUCCAACAGCAACAUGAAGCUACACAAGCGUUGUUAGCAAUGCAGCAGAACAAACCACGUGUUUUCGUUUAAUUUGGAUGAUCUUUUGUUUCUUCCUCUCUUUGUCUCCUUAGUUCUCUAAUGGUUUAUUCGUCAGUGGUAUUUAUAGAGUUAUUUAUGCCGUCAGAUACUAUGUACUACAUUCCUACUUUGCUUUUAUCGGAGCUUUUGAGCGUUAUUGUGAUCAACUUAUUUUUCCAACUGUCUCAUUUCGAUCUUCGUUGCCCUUAUUCUCGUUGGAAAUAAAUUAAUAAACUAUACCAUCAUGUUUUUCGGCGCAUUGAUCAACAUUUCCCACUUCAUUGUUCGUAUUGUUAUUAUCCUUUUUCUCUCCCGCAACUCUUGCCAAUGUAUGUAUGGUUAUUACCAUUUUACUCUUUCUGUCACUUCCGGCCUCUAAGUUAUAUUUACUUCGAGUUUCUUUAUUCUUUAACCGGUCAACUGUUCUCCGUUUGUUCAGUCUCUAUAUCUAUCAUCUUUGUGUAACCAAUUAUACUAGACAUAUAUAUACAAACGUAUAUGAAAUGUUUUUCGUAUCGUCAUUGUAGUCUGUACUUUAUUAUUAUUAUUAUUAUUAUUAUUAUUAUUUCUCUUUAGUCCCUGUCCUCUACUUUUAUGAUUAUGAUUUUUUUCCAGUGCAAUUAGAUUAUUAUUAUUGCUUAUUUAUCCAUCAUACCUAUGUACAUACUACUGCUAUUAGUACCAAUAUUAUCAAUAAUAUUGGCUUUGCUAUAAUACACCUACUGACUAAAUAGUAGUAAUACACAUUGUGAUCUUGUGAUUUGGUCAAACUUUAUUAUUGUUUUGGCUAUAUACGUUUCUGUGUGGUUGUUUUUGUUUCAUUCGUUAUCUCAUCUGUUGUUGCUUACUAAUUAUCGAUUGUCUUUUAGUUAUAUAGAUAGAUAAAUAGAUAAUUUCUAUAUAUCCGUAGUGUUAUUAUUCUCUAUUUACUUUUCUCGACCUGUCUCUGUAUGUGUUUGUGUAUACUCACAUAUUAUCAUAGUACUCUGAUAGAUUUUAUGAUGUCUAUUAUUGCGUAAACUGCACACGUUCUUUUCUCUUCUAUUUCCUCGUUUUCUUCUAUUUAUGUUCUUCUGUCUCUUAUUAAUACUGAUAUUUUUUUAUUCAUCUAAACUGCAUUUUUAAAGAUUAUUCUCAAUAUCUCCUGUUUUCCAUGUUCCACCUACUCUCUUUCUCUCCCUCUCUCUCAACUGUCAUCAAUUAUGAUACACAUCGACAAGUCAGUUUUAUAUUAUUAUUAUUAUUGUUAUUUAGAGUUUGUUCCACCUGUUAGGAGUUUAUUGAAUUUUUUUUAAUUCCGAUUCUGAUUUCAGAAAUAAAAGAUAAUCAUAAUUAUUAAUAAUAAUAUUGUUUUGAUUAAUUCGCAUUUCACGUUUUGCGUUUGUUAUUGCUUUUUAUUGAUAUUUCAUCUUUGUUAUUAUUAUUAUUAUUAUUACUAUCAAUACUGCUACUAAUAUUUGGUCGUAAUUUCUUAAAAUUUUGCAUACAACUGCCGUUUCUUUACAUACAUACAUACUAUUUCUAGCACUACUCAUACUGCUGCUAUCAGUAAUACUCUAUUUCUAAUAAACUAAUCAUAAAUAAGUCAGUAAACUUGAUAACCAUUCUUUCCACUUUCUUUCUAUUGAUCUGUUAAAAUAAAAUCAUUAUUCUGUUAUUAUUACUUUUACCGAUACUGUUUUGAUUCAUAUUGCUGUCGUAUAAAUAAUUAUUGUGAAAAAUGAUAGGUUUUCUUCAAUGAUAAUAAAGGCGAACCAAAUAUUUCCCUCUUCUUCCUAUUCAUUUUGAUGAUGUCUUUUUUCUAUUUCCUAUGUUUAUCUAUUAGUUUGUUUUUGUCAAAUGUUUUCUUCUUAUCAUUAUUACCAUAGGAGUUCCCUUCGAAAUUGUUCUCUGUUCUCUUUCUGUGUAUUUCUUUCAUUUGUACACAGAUCUUUUGAAUUACUUAUACUUACAAGCAUAAAUCUGCAUAAAAAUUAUGAAUUGACAGUUCAAUAAAUAAUAAUAAUAAUAAUGAUUAGAAAAUUUUCAAAUUCAUUGUUACCUGAUUAUGUCUGUGUAUAUUGUCUGAUUGGUUAAUGUUAGAAAUAAUUUCACAGGAUUAAUACUAUAUUACUAAAAGUUUGGUUUUUUUCUUAUUAUAAGUUGUUUAUUAGUAAAACCGAAUUGUAACUGAAACUAUUUAAAGCAGCUAUCAUCUUUACUUGAAUGAAAUUUUAGUAGGCCUAAUAUAUAUCUCACUAUUAAUAUCAACUUGAAUAGUAGUUUACCACACUCAUUAAUGAAAAAUCAUUUCUAUUCUUUACGGUUACUGUACUGUUCUGUAACAUUUUAACGGUAUGAAUUCUUAAGUAAUCAAGUUUUCUAACAUGUAAUUUCUGUGCUCCGUAUUUUUGAAAAAAAUUGUUUUGCCUCGAUAGGAUCGUGAUAUUUGAAUUCAUGUUAAUGUGUGCUAUCUUCAAUUCUAUUAAUAUUAUAUCUUUAACAGUUUUCUAAGUCCCCUAAACGUUCAAUUUUUGAAUCGUGCCACAAAAUUAAUUUCAAAUUUAAUUCAUUUAUAGAAAUCAAUUCAUAUGUGAAUGGUUUCUUGUAACAUUUGGUUUCUAGAUACAAUAAGAAAAUAUAACGAUAAUUCAGUUCUUGAUCAAUCGGAUUGAGAAAUAACAUGACAGGAACAAUCUCUAUAUUUACUGAAAAUACUCAGAAGAUAGAGAUAGGCUUUAAAUAAAUCAAGACAUUAAAAAAAUUUUAUGAACUUUGCGAACAUUUUUUAUCAUGUAAAAGAUAGAUUUCAAUUGACGAUCUCACGUGAUUACAAAGUAUUAUUUUUCUAUAUACUAAGAGAAAACAACUUACAGAGUCACAUCUGUCAUUAGUAACAAAGAGGAAGGGAAUCGUUUGAUGCUCAGUUAAGAAUCUCUUCUUAAAAUUUCGCUAAUAAUGAUAAAUACUUCAAGUAUAGUCCUAAUGUUAAACUUCAUACAGAGAAAAUAGUUCUGAUAGGUCGGAAAAACACAUAAAAGGAAAUCAAAAGUUUUGCUCCGUGUAUUUACAGUUUUUAAAAAAAGUCAUGUCCUCACUUGUUAUUAAUAAAAUAGAUUUGAUCUAUUGGAAAUUUUGAAUGCAUUCUAGAUCUUUACAAGAGAAUUUGAUCGUUUUAGCUUGUGUAAUACUGUGCCAAUAUUCAUUUAUUAGUACUUCGCAUGACAAAAAAAUUGAAAGUUAGUCAGCAAAUUGUGUUCCAAUUUUUUUUAAAUCAAUGGAUCAUUGGAAUUUGAACGCUUUUGACUAUUCAUUCAAAUUCUAAUUGUCUCAAUACACUCAUGUAUUACAAGAUCUAAUAGAUUCGCUCAUCUUAUUAUCAUUAUCAGCUCAGCGCUGGAUUUUGGAGUUAUUCCGAAGUUAUAAUAAGACUCAAUAUAUGUAUCUAGGAUAAUGCCACAUGAAUCUAAUUCAGAAAAUCUGUAUACGAAUGUUGAUCUUGUUUGUGCUUUUUUAAAAAAAGUGAAUAUACUCCUAUGAGAAAAACAUAUUAUAU
Schistosoma bovis is the source of this 6099-nucleotide messenger RNA. NCBI's taxonomy places the organism in Eukaryota, Metazoa, Platyhelminthes, Trematoda, Strigeidida, Schistosomatidae. The record is from the annotation of a GenBank genome assembly.